This is a messenger RNA of Sus scrofa (pig), 4431 nucleotides long. Lineage: Eukaryota; Metazoa; Chordata; Mammalia; Artiodactyla; Suidae. The record is from RefSeq and is a predicted model, not a curated record.
GGCCGGCUCUCCGAGGAGGGGGAGCUGCUGUCGCCGUCGCCGCCUCAGCUUCCCACAGCCGCUACCGCUGCCGCCGCUGCCGCCUCGCCGCUUGGUCCAGCCGCCAGGCCCAGUGCUCACUUCGCCCGACCAGGGCGCUCUGCGGAGACACCCUCACUCCUUCCUGGGGUCCGGGACGCCUAGCUGGGCGUGGGGGGAAGCUCCGCUUGCGGGGUACAGGGAGGGAGGAGCCUGGAACCGGAGCCAGCGCCAGCCGUCGCCGGAUCGACAAGACAGGACAGGUUGAGGGGCGUCGGGGAAGGAAGAGGGGGUGUUAUAGGCAGUCCCGGGGAGGACCAGGAAGCCCUGUCGCAGAAAGCUCCGAUGCGCUCUUGACUUACAGGGGGUCUGCUCACAUUUGGGGACCCGUGACAACGUGGGUGCACUCCUCUCUCGGGGGGCUGGUUGGAUUGGAGGGCGUGGGAUCUAAACAGCACCAGCUGUCCCCGAGGAAAUUAAGGGGCUGCCAGAAAAAAAAGGAAAACCAAAAACCUAUGCUCCUUAUUCCGAGGUGACAGAGGGCCCUUCAGACAACCACCUGGUGUAACCACUAGGAAGGGCGGAUUUGGAGGUGACUUCAAAAGGAGUGGAGGGUAACAAGGUGAGGAAAGGGGCUCAGCAGCUGGAACGCUGUGCCACUAGAAAUGGGGGUGACUUGGUGAGAAAUGGUUUUGUCCAGAGACAGGGCCUGGGAACCUCUUCACUGAACAGGGACAGUCUGGAUAUUUCCAGAUAUAGUUUUGGGGGAUUCCAGUGGGGGGAAAAAAAGUGGGGGAUUCUGCACUUCGUGGGUGGCAAAGGAAAAGACACCCGAGGUUGGGUUCUUCCCUGACAUUGGCAGCACCCCAGCAGGAGUGAGGCGAGCUAAUACCCCCCAAACUAAGGACCCACACACUUAAGAUUGCAAGAGUGGAUUUGGCUGGAGUGCAGGGCCUGAAACAGGGUGGGAAGGUGCCUGGGAAUACUGAAACCGUAGCUUGGAAAAUUUGAGGGUCUUGGCUUUGGGACAGGGGAAGUGGGGGACAGGGACACUGGAGAUCAGGGAAAGGAGGAGUGUUCAGAAGGGGGACCAAAGUUGAGGGUGGGGUCCAUUGAGAGGUGCAGAGGCUGCAAGGUCUGGCAGGCGGAGCUAGCGCCGGGCCCAAGGGUGGGAGCUGGUGCCAGGGGUGAGGGUCGUCUAGGGCUUAUCCUCAGGUCCUCUGGGUGGGGCGGUGAGUCGGGACCGGAGCGUCAGGAGCAUGUCCUGGUGAGCGAGCGGGCUUCUCUGGAGGAGCCCAGCGCGCUCCGGACGCCCGCCGGUUUGGGGGUGUCUUCUCCCGGGGCGCCAUGGCGGCGCUGGCCAGUAGCCUGAUCCGGCAGAAGCGGGAGGUCCGCGAGCCCGGGGGCAGCCGGCCCGUGUCGGCGCAGCGGCGCGUGUGUCCCCGCGGCACCAAGUCCCUUUGCCAGAAGCAGCUCCUCAUCCUGCUGUCCAAGGUGCGACUGUGCGGGGGGCGGCCCGCGCGGCCGGACCGCGGCCCGGAGCCUCAGCUCAAAGGCAUCGUCACCAAACUGUUCUGCCGCCAGGGGUUCUACCUCCAGGCGAAUCCCGACGGGAGCAUCCAGGGCACCCCAGAGGACACCAGCUCUUUCACCCACUUCAACUUGAUCCCCGUGGGGCUCCGUGUGGUCACCAUUCAGAGUGCCAAGCUGGGUCACUACAUGGCCAUGAAUGCUGAGGGGCUUCUCUACAGCUCGCCACAUUUCACAGCUGAGUGUCGCUUUAAGGAGUGCGUCUUUGAGAAUUACUAUGUCCUGUACGCCUCUGCUCUCUACCGCCAGCGCCGUUCUGGCCGGGCCUGGUACCUGGGCCUGGACAAAGAGGGCCGAGUCAUGAAAGGCAAUCGAGUCAAGAAGACCAAGGCAGCCGCCCACUUUGUGCCCAAGCUCCUGGAAGUGGCCAUGUACCGGGAGCCUUCUCUCCACAGUGUCCCUGAGACCUCCCCUUCCAGUCCCCCUGCCCCCUGAAAUGUAGUCCCUGGACUGGAGGCUCCCUGCACUCACACCGAGCCAGCCAGCCACCACCCCAGCCCUGCUCCUGGCCCUGCUCUCACCCCUGCUGCCACACUCAUGCCCUCAGCAGCCAGGUCCCACCAGGUGCUCUAAUCUGAGGGAGCCCAGGGGCUGGCUCUGACUUCCGGAGCCGCCAAGACUCUUAGAUCCUGGGAUCUGGGAGGGGGCUCAGAGAGGGGAUUGUCUGAAAAUGGUCCUGGCUGAUCCGUUCUUUCCUCCCACACCCACACCAUCCAAAGCCUUCCCCCAAGAUGGCACUGGGGGUUCCCAAACUGACAGAACCAGGGCAUAAAUCCUCCCCACUAUGGGCUUGGCCACUUCCUGGAGCCCUUUGCCCGUUCCAUUGCUACUGAGCCAUAGAUUUUUAGGUCCACUGGAGCUCAGGAUUCCUUUCCUUCUUGCCCUACUCCACCUUCUGCCUUGUUCUGGACCGGUUCUGGAAUAUUCAGGCUCCCCAGCCAGGGCCAUUUCUGCACUCAGGCUCUGUGCUGGAACACAGGCAUGCUGCCAGGCUCUGUUCUGGAUCCAUCAUGCUUCUAUCCUUGACCCAGAUGGACCCCUGGUUUCCAAGUAGAGAGAGGCUGGAUUUAAGCCCUGUCCAGCUGUUGGCCUUGGCCUGCACUGGGACCAGUCUCAGAUCACCAUAGGUUUAACUUUCUUAUCCCAGAGACACCCAAUUCCAGAGCAUGUGUUCUAGACACAUAUGGAGCCAUACUUCCUUCUGAAUCUCAGCUCUAGGACAUAGACCACGACUCUCAGCCCUUCCCGCUGUGAUGGAACUGAGGCCUCUAUAGCCAUGUUAUUGCUUUAAAAUAAGUUCUAGGCCCACCCUCUCCCCUUCUCUAGUGAUGCCUGUUAAGGAUGAGCUCUGGAAAGGACCCAGCUAUGAUUCACAAAGAACGAAGUUCUGGAUAAAUCAAGAACCAUUUCUUGUUUUUCCUAGAUAAUUUUUUAAAAAUCUUCUUCCUCUAGAAUGCUAACCUUAUUUUUACAUGCAGUUUUUAGCUCCUGCAACUCAGCUGGGGUCCUGCCAGGGAGACAGAGUCUGAGGAAGGGCAGAGGAGUUUUGGAAGGAUCCCUGGCUCAUAGUAGGGAAGCUAGGAUGGGGAAGGGGCCAGAACCAUGCAUGAUUGGACCUGUGCCUGGGUUAUGGGGAUGUGAACACUUAGCUACCUCAGCAGGAAUUCCUUCCAGGUCCCUUUUAAAGCUGAGGUCUUUAGGGUAACUGGUCUAGAAUAAAAAAGACAAAUGAGGAGUUCCCGUUGUGGCCCAGUGGUUAACGAACCCAACUAGUAACCAUGAGGUUGGGGGUUCGAUCCCUGGCCUUGCUCAGUGGGUUAAGGAUCCGGCAUUGCCCUGAGCUGUGGUGUGGGUCGUAGACACGGCACACGGAUCCUGCGUUGCUGUGGCUCUGGUGUAGGCCGGCAGCUACAGCUCCGAUUCGACCCCUAGCCUGGGAACCUCCAUGUGCCGUGGGCGCAGCCCUCAAAAGACAAAAGACAAAAAAAAAAAAAAAAAAAAACAACCAAAAAACAAAUGAGAGGAGUUCCCGUUGUGGCUCAGAGCCUAAGAACCCGCCUAGUAUCCAUGAGGAUUCAGGUUUGAUCCCUGGCCUCACUCAGUGGGUUGAGGAUCCGGCAUUGCUGCAAGCUGCAGUGUAGGUCACAGAUGCAGCUUGGAUCCUGAAUUGCUGUGGCUGUGGCGUAGGCUGGCAGCUGCAGCUCCAAUUCAACCCCUAGGCCGGGAACUUCCAUAUGCCGCGGGUACAGCCAAAAAAAAAAAAAAAAAAAAAAAAAGACAGAUGGAACAUAGCCACACCCCCCUUUGCCACAGCAAUGAAGUGAUACCAGUUCAGCAAUAAGUCCCAUCCCUUGCCCCUACAGGUCAGGCCACGGAGGGAGGGUGAGGGCCUCUUCUCUAGACCUCAUACAUCCCAGAGCUUCUUCUGAGUAGAACUUGCUUUAUUUUACAGCCUAUAAUCUCAGCUGGGUUUUGGGUACCCAGAAAGGGCCUGACUAGAUUUUUCUGAAAAAUAUGGAGACCUAAGGGCAGGCCUGAAAAAGAUCAGAGGUCAGCAGAGAACUAGGAGGGAGGCUCUGAGUAACUUCAGACCUGGGCAAGGAAGACUGAGGGGGCGCUAAAGGGAGGGCCUGGGGCUCAGAGGCAGGUCACUUUUCCUCAGGCUCUUUCUACUUCUGGCUUGUUGCAAGAGGGGUGGAUGCUCCCCUCACCCACACAGAACCCCGCUCAGGCUCCACCCAUCUCCUGGCUCUGCUCCCCAGGGACCGGGUCUCCACUCCAUGCUUUCUCAAUUAAAGAUUAAAGACGAUUUAUACAACUGAA